This is a messenger RNA of Penicillium nucicola, 1029 nucleotides long. RefSeq names its product RING finger domain protein. Gene Ontology annotation, biological process: protein polyubiquitination; protein monoubiquitination. The coding region runs from base 1 to 1029 and encodes 342 amino acids. Lineage: Eukaryota; Fungi; Ascomycota; Eurotiomycetes; Eurotiales; Aspergillaceae. Gene Ontology annotation, molecular function: ubiquitin protein ligase activity. The record is from RefSeq and is a predicted model, not a curated record. The transcript is spliced from 2 exons.
AUGGACGAUGAGGUACGACAGCAAAUUCUCCAGCGAACUCUGCAGGAGGUGGACGAGGAGUCUGCUAUUGCCAAUCCCUGUGUUAUUUGUCUAGACAAAAUCACCGAACCCUGCGUGGCUCAGCCAUGUCAUCAUGCCAACUUCGACUUCUUGUGCCUCGUCAGUUGGCUGGAGCAACAACCUACCUGUCCCCUAUGUAAAUCCGAGCUGACAGCCGUCGAAUACGAACUCGAAGCCCCGGAAGGCCCGAAGCUAUACAAGGUUCCGCCGCGGAUCGCGAAGCCCCCCACACCAGCAGCGCCUAGAUCACGCCCAGGGCCUCGCCACGGCCCUCGAGGAGGACGCAACUUUCCCCAGCCGUCUCGCCCCCAGCUCGAUGAUCCCCUUGAACGCCGGCGCAAUGUGUAUCGCAACCAGACAUACUCUAUGCGAGUUGGGACCAAUCGCCUAUCGCAAUAUCGAGAAUUGACACCGGAGCUCUUCAACCGAGACGAAGAGCUUGUCUCAAGGGCUCGGAAGUGGAUCCGCCGUGAACUGAAAGUGUUCAGCUUCUUAAACCCUGAAACUGAGGAGCAAGAGCGGACGCCCCAGCAGCAAGUGUCACGUCCGGGGCACCAACGGCUGGAGAAUCGCAGAGCGAACAAUGCCGAGUUUCUCCUUGAGUAUGUAAUCGCCAUCCUGCGCACCGUUGAUCUUAAAGGAAGUGCUGGACAGUCAGAGGAGCUGUUGCGCGAUUUCAUUGGACGCGAGAAUGCUCGUUUGUUUAUCCAUGAAUUACAGGCAUGGCUGAGAAGUCCCUACAUGUCGCUUGAAGACUGGGACCGCCAUGUACAGUAUUCAAACACUGCCAGGGCAACAUCUGAUACAGGGCGAGGAGAACCUCAUCAGUUGGACCGCACUUGGCGUUCUGCAAGCAACCGAGGCAGAGCUCAAUCGUUUCGUCGUCGGCCAUACAGGUCACGGUCUCAAGAGGCACUUGAUCGAUCCAGGCGACUGCAGCAUGCUCAGCAAAGAUAUCACCCAUACUAA